This is a messenger RNA of Jaculus jaculus (lesser Egyptian jerboa), 490 nucleotides long. Its product is annotated as ubiquinol-cytochrome-c reductase complex assembly factor 2. Gene Ontology annotation, biological process: mitochondrial respiratory chain complex III assembly. Bases 32 to 442 code for a protein of 136 amino acids. The record is from RefSeq and is a predicted model, not a curated record. The transcript has 4 exons. NCBI's taxonomy places the organism in Eukaryota, Metazoa, Chordata, Mammalia, Rodentia, Dipodidae. Gene Ontology annotation, cellular component: mitochondrial matrix.
CUCCCCAGGGGCGGGGCGAGCGGUCCCCAAGAUGGCGGCCAGCCGCUACCGGCGCUUCCUUAAGCUCUGUGAGGAAUGGCCAGUGGACGAGAGCAAACGGGGCCGGGACUUGGGCGUUUACCUGCGGCAGCGGGUAGCCCAGGCCUUUCGGGAGGGAGAGAACACACAGAUUGCAGAACCUGAGGCCUGUGAUCAGAUGUAUGAGAGCUUAGCACGACUCCAUUCAAACUACUACAAACACAAGUACCCUCGCCCCAGAGACACCAGCUUCAGCGGCCUGUCCUUGGAAGAAUACAAGCUGAUCCUGUCCACAGACACCUUGGAUGAGUUUCAGGAGAUGGAUAAAAGCGUGUGGAAGAGACUACAGGAGAAGCUUGUCCCCAAGAGACCUGAGGAGAAGCACAAAGCCUGGGCUCAGGUCUUAUCUCGCCCGCGUACCUGAGGCCGGAGUCUCCUGCCUGCUGUCAAUAAAGCCCCAACUUCCACCUCC